CUGCCAAGUGGGGGGCAUGGCCUCGGUCACUUGAGCGGAAGCAGGAAGUGUCACACUCAAAAGGGAACCUCUGGUCCGUCCUUCUUGCGGUCCCCCUCCUCCCGACUUUGGAGGAAAAGAAGGGAUCCUGAAGGAGAAUCUAGCAACAGGUGGAAAAUCUGACUGAAAAGAUGGGAGGGCAAAUCUCUGUGGAGUCUAACCUAGGAAAAGGCCCUCCACUUGUGCAGCCUCAGUCUAAUGGAACCUUUGCGGGGAGAACCACACAGAAAAGCCUGGAGGAGAAUGCGUUCAGUUCGGAUUUACAGCGGCAGCGUUUCAGGGGGUUGUGCUACAAGGAGGUGGAGGGGCCCCGAAGGGUUUGCAGCCAGCUUCAUGCACUUUGUUGUCAAUGGCUCCAGCCAGAAACACAGAGCAAGGCGGAGAUGCUGGACGUGGUGGUGCUGGAGCAGUUCUUGGCCAUCCUUCCUGCAGAGAUGGAGCGCUGGGUGAGAGAGUGCGGGGCAGAGAGCAGCUCCCAGGCCGUGGCCCUGGCAGAAGGAUUCCUCCUCAGCCAAGCAGAAGAGGGCAGGCAGAGCAAGGAGCAGCAGGUUUUCUUUACAGAAGAGAAAACCAAGGCAGUACAGUGUUCAUCUGGGACCAGUUGGAUCCUGCCAGACUGGGACAGAAUUUCUACUUUAUUGGGAGAAGAAACAAGGAUGCAACCCACAUUUACAAGUCCAUCUCUUGAUUAUGGUUCAGCUUCCGUGGAGCUGGAUCAGGUAGCCUUUGAGGACAUGACUGUGGAUUUCACAGAGGAGGAGUGGGCUCUGUUGGACACGGGCCAAAGGGCCCUUCAUGGGGAAGUCAUGGAAGAGACUUUCAAGCUUGUGUUUUCUCUGGGUGCUGAUGAGCAAUUGGAGGAGAAGGAAGAGGAACCAAGCAGGAGCCUGUUCAAAAGAGACAAAUUGAAAGAGAAUAGACCAAAAGGAAGAACACCUGAUGCUGGUGGGAAAGAGCAGAAGGAAGCAUCAGCUUCUCAGAGUGGGGUGGUCCAUGGAAUCACAGUCCCAGAAAUAACUCAGAGAGAAAUGGAAAUAAAUAUAUGUAUUUGUGGAAAGAGCUUCAGUGGUAGAGAAAACUUUGAUGCUCAUAUGAGUAUUCAUACAGAAGAAAUGUCUCCCAAAGGCAGGGAGUGGGAAAAGAUCAGCAGAGUUAGCAAAGACCAGAUUUCCCAUCCAACAAAUCAGAAGAGCCACCCAUCAUUUAAAUGUUCAGAUUGUGGAAAGAGCUUCGCUGGAAAGAGGCAACUGACUUAUCAUCAAGCAGCUCACACUGGAGAGACACCAUUUCAGUGCUUGGAGUGUGGAAAGACAUUCUGUCAGAAGCUGCGCCUCACCUUUCAUCAAAGAAGUCACUCUGUAGAUACACAAUUUAAAUGCCUGGAGUGUGGAAAGAGCUUCAGUCAGAAAACGGACCUCAUUCGCCAUCAAAGAGUUCACACAGGAGAGAAGCCAUUUAUGUGUAUGGAGUGUGGAAGAAGCUUCAGUCAAAAGACAGACCUCAGUAGUCAUCAAAGACUCCACACUGGAGAGAAGCCAUUUCAGUGUUUGGAGUGCGGAAGAAACUUUACUCGGAAGACAAACCUAACACGUCAUCAAAAAGUUCACACAGGCGAAAAGCCGUUUCAGUGUUUGGAGUGCGGAAGAAGCUUCAGGCAGAAGAUCAAUCUCACUGAUCAUCAAAGAGUUCACUCAGGGGAGAAAACCUUUACAUGCUUGGAGUGCGGAAAGAGCUUUCGUCGGAAGUCACAUCUGAUUUGCCAUCAAGGAACUCACACAACAAAGUAGCCAUUCAAAUCAGGAGUAGUACGCCAACAACAGAGCUGAGGCGUUUCUGCUACCAGAUUUUGGGCAGCUUUAGUGUCCCUGAUAGGAGCCCCCGGAGGUGCAGCGUAUUAAAGCACUGAGCUGCUGAACUUGUGGACCCAAAGGUCAGCAGUUUGAAUCCGGAGAACGGAGUGAGCACCCACUGUUAGCCCCAGCUUCUGCCAACCUAGCAGUUCGAAAACAUGCUAAUGUGAGUAGAUCACAGUGAGAAGGUAACAGCGCUCCAUGCAGUCAUGCCAGCCACAUGACCUUGGAGGUGUCUACAGACAAUGCUGGCUCUUCGGUUUAGAAAUGAAGAUGAGCACCAACCUCCAGAAUUGGACAUGACUGGACUUAAUGUCAGAGGAAAAGCUUUACCUUAACCUUGGUGUCCCUGAGCUCUCCUGCUCAUUAUUCAGACUGCCAUUUUGGGAGACUGGAAGAGACACUGCAUCUGCCAUUUGGGGCAAACGGAAAUGUCAUUGUCACCAUUGGAAACAUUGGGAGGGGAGGACUACUACAGUUCUUGGGGAUAGAGCACUUCAUACAGCAUUUUAUAGUCCUAUUUUGGCAGUAAAACAGCAAGGUAGAAUAACUCUUAGGGGUUAGUUAGGGUCUCAUAGGCCCCACUAGUCCUACUAAGAAUCAGAUGCGUCCUGAGGAUCACACGGUUGUCUUUACAACUAGACACUUUUCCUUCUAUAUAAUGUAUUGAACCUGCAUUUUUUGCUAUAAUGUUAAUUUCAUUAAAAGUUGAAAUAUA
Messenger RNA from Anolis carolinensis (green anole), 2607 nucleotides. Its product is annotated as zinc finger protein with KRAB and SCAN domains 7. Gene Ontology annotation, biological process: regulation of transcription by RNA polymerase II. The coding region runs from base 171 to 1826 and encodes 551 amino acids. Gene Ontology annotation, molecular function: RNA polymerase II cis-regulatory region sequence-specific DNA binding; DNA-binding transcription factor activity. The record is from RefSeq and is a predicted model, not a curated record. The transcript has 6 exons. Lineage: Eukaryota; Metazoa; Chordata; Lepidosauria; Squamata; Anolidae.